Cooperia oncophora is the source of this 447-nucleotide messenger RNA. NCBI's taxonomy places the organism in Eukaryota, Metazoa, Nematoda, Chromadorea, Rhabditida, Trichostrongylidae. The record is from the annotation of a GenBank genome assembly.
AUGCCCUGCCGUCCAAUAGUGUUGUCGGGACCAUCAGGAGGUGGAAAAAGUACGAUUCUUUCUCGGGCUAUGAAAGAAUAUCCGAACAGCUUCGCGUUUAGUGUGUCACAUACUACUCGUAAACCACGGGAAGGCGAAGAGCAUGGCGUACACUAUUGGUUCACUGACCACGAAGAAAUGCAGCGUAUGAUUGCAAAUGGCGAAUUCCUGGAACAUGCGACAUUUCGGAGGAAAUACAUAUGGCACGAGGAAGCCCGUCUUCGUGCACGUGGGACCGAAAAGGAAGAGGACAUAGCUAAGCGACUGAAACAUGCCCGAGAAGAUCUCGCAGCUGUGGAACAAGACCCAGAUCUAUUCGACCAUAUCAUUAUUAAUGACGAUUUGGAGAGGGCCUACAAGGAGUUCAUCCACAUCAUCGAAGAAGAUCUUAUGUCGAUUUCGAAUUGA